This is a messenger RNA of Thlaspi arvense, 609 nucleotides long. Lineage: Eukaryota; Viridiplantae; Streptophyta; Magnoliopsida; Brassicales; Brassicaceae. The record is from the annotation of a GenBank genome assembly.
AUGUCUCGUACAGGCGAAAGCUCCUCGGGCUCGUCCUCCGACAAGACCAUAAAACUGUUCGGCUUCGAUCUCAUCAGCGGUAAUCGUUCGCCGGAAGUCACGACGGCGGAUAGCGUGAGCUCGUCCACGAAUAACACGACGUCAUUUACAGCUAAAAGACUCGAGUGCCAAUACUGUGGCAAAGAGUUUGCAAAUUCUCAAGCCUUGGGAGGUCACCAAAACGCUCACAAGAAGGAGAGGUUAAAGAAGAAGAGGCUUCAGCUUCAAGCUCGACGAGCCAGCAUCGGAUAUUAUCUCACCAGCCACCAACAACCGAUAAGAACGUCGUUUCAGAGACAAUACAAAACGCCGUCAUAUUGCGCCUUCUCUUCCAUGCAGCUGAAUAAUAAUCAGAUGGGUGUGUUCAACGAGGACUGGUCGUCGCAGAUUAGCUUCGGUAAUAAGGACACGUAUCAAGAUCUUAAUAAUCAAAGUGGUGAGAUGGGUAAGAUGUACGGUGUGAGACAUAACAUGAUUCAGUUCCAGAGAGAUGUGACUUCUCGUUCUGAUGCGAAGAGAAGCAUUAAGUCGCUGGAUCUUCAUCUGGGUUUUGCCGGAGAUACGGCAUAG